AUGGCGCAAGACGGAAAGAUAUUCAGCAAAACAGCGAAUGCUGUUGUGCACGCUCUAUCACUGAAGAGGUCUGCGAACUACAGUGAAACGCAGGCCGCUCCAUCCAUGGAGUCAAGGCAGGAACUUGACGAGAGCUCCCUGAAGAAAGUCGAUCUUGACGGUGGAUCGAGGCCAUCUCUUUUGCAAAGACAUUGGCGUUGGUUUCUGUUUCUGGGUGUGGUCUGCGUCAUUGUCAUAGUGGUUGCAGCUGUUAUCGGGGCAAAAGGAGUAUCGAGCGAUAUGUCGUUAGGCGCAACACCAUUCGAGGCACAGACCACGUCUUACAAGACCAUAAGCACCUCUCCGAUUCGGGACGUGGUUGAAACACCGCCGCCAACUCGGUUUCGAGCGAUGUGA
Molecule: messenger RNA, 396 nt
Organism: Exophiala spinifera
Lineage: Eukaryota; Fungi; Ascomycota; Eurotiomycetes; Chaetothyriales; Herpotrichiellaceae
Exons: 2
Coding region: 1-396 (131 amino acids)
Source: RefSeq, a predicted model, not a curated record